AUGGAGAGGCAGGAGCAUCACCAUUGCAGCAUCGCUAAACAGACAAUCCUCACCACCCAUCCCAGUGGAUUACAGACACGGGUGUCUGUUGAACUUGCAAAUUUUGAUGCCCUUUGUCUUCAUUCAGAAUGCAAGAAGAAAUGGGAAAGCCCCUUUCUCCAUCGACGCGGGAUAUUAGGAGGGAUUUCGGGGCACAACACACCUAUAUUGGGGCGGCGAAGUGAUGCCGUAAAUGAGGGAAGGCUGUCCCAACAAUGUACUCCUGUCAUGAGGCGAAGGGAAGUGGACAGCCCUGGAGGAUCACCUCUCCCUCAAAGGAGGGAGUUAGAAGAAGAGUUUUGUGAAGUGGAUAAAAGUGUUAUCAGCGGAUGGUUGAAGUUUCGGGACAAUAAGAGGGUGAGUUAUAUGAUUAUUAUGUAUUUUUAUUGCAACUUUAAAUUGAAAUGUUAG
Pieris macdunnoughi is the source of this 450-nucleotide messenger RNA. NCBI's taxonomy places the organism in Eukaryota, Metazoa, Arthropoda, Insecta, Lepidoptera, Pieridae. The record is from the annotation of a GenBank genome assembly.